Carassius auratus (goldfish) is the source of this 4063-nucleotide messenger RNA. RefSeq names its product protocadherin Fat 4-like. Gene Ontology annotation, cellular component: plasma membrane. The transcript has 20 exons. The record is from RefSeq and is a predicted model, not a curated record. Lineage: Eukaryota; Metazoa; Chordata; Actinopteri; Cypriniformes; Cyprinidae. Gene Ontology annotation, molecular function: calcium ion binding. Bases 74 to 2692 code for a protein of 872 amino acids. Gene Ontology annotation, biological process: homophilic cell-cell adhesion.
GAGACCAGUAUUGCACAACAAACAGUCAUUCUCUUCAUAAGACAAGCUGCACUGACUGUGAGUUGGGAGAAAAAUGGCCUUAUUCUCUAUUUUAAUUAUUUUGUCCUGUCUACAUGUUCACAUUGUAAGGAGUGAUCCCGGUUCCUCACAGAUAAACUGUGCGACUGGAACUAAUGUCAAUGUAGGGAGCGUCCUCGAGGGAUAUGAAGGUGAAGUAGAGCUUCUCACUAAUAUCGGACCUAAUGAUCGUCUGGUGCUGGAGAUAUAUCUCUUUCCUGUUGGUUUGGAGUUUGUGGAGCUGAUUUAUUCUGAAGGAGAUUCAUCUGCUUCUGUACGAACCAGAAAACCACUGGACGCUGAUGAACUAAAGGAGUAUGGAGAGAAAUUAUAUUAUUCAGUCACCUGCUUGAACACGGGGCUAAAAAACGUCCGGACGGUAGACAUUCUGGACAUCAAUGACAACCCUCCGAUCUUCCAGAGCAAAUCAUACAGUGCCACAGUGUCCGAGACGACGACUGUAAGUUCAGAUGUGCUCAGGGUGAGGGCUGACGAUGCAGACGUGUCUCCAGAAAACAACAGAAUUACUUAUUCUAUACUGGUGCCUCCAGUACCAGAUGUGUUUGAAGUGAGACAGGACGGUAACAUCAUGUUGAAACAACGUCUGAACUACAACAAUGCUCAACAGUACAUCUUCACUGUGGAAGCGAGAGAUAAAGGAGGACUCAGUGACACAACAACAGUUACAAUAACGGUUGAAGAUUUUGACAAUCUAAACCCUUAUUUUGAUCACAGUCUCUAUAAAGCAUCUAUUGAGGAAAACCAGGCAGGACAAUUGUCAGAUGUCACUCCUGAGGAAAUAAAAGCUCAAGAUGGUGACAGAGGCGUCAACGAGCCUGUCGUUUACAGCAUAACAGCAGUCUUUCCAAAUGAAUAUCAGAGCAACUUUGAAAUUGAUCGAAACAGUGGCAUCAUCUCUGUGACAAAAGCUCUAGACAGAGAGGAAAUUGACCAGAUAACGGUUAACAUACAGGCAGCUCAGCGUGAUGAUGACAGUAAAACAGCAAAUGCUGUGGUGUCUGUCACCAUUGAAGACGUGAAUGACAACCCGCCCAAAUUUGACCAGGAUCAAUACACAGAGUCUAUUCUGGAAAAUUUACUACAGGACCAGUUUGUGCUUCAGACUAGAGUCACUGAUCUAGACCUGGGUGGGUUCUCUACAGGUCACUUUAUCAUGGACAGUGAUACCUUCAUGAUCAACAGGCAAGGAGUAAUAUCACUCAGGAGUGAUGCCAUCUUGGAUAGAGAAAUUAUGGGCAAUUACAUUAUACAGGUAAUAGCUGUAGACCAGCCUGAUGAUGGUUUAAGCUCCACAGCUCAGGUCAACAUCACUGUUCUGGACGUCAACGACAACAACCCACAAUUCCUUCCUCUCCCAGAGCGCAUUGAGAUUCAGGAAGGUGUGUACACUCCCUCAUCACCUGGAGAGGUGUGCGUGAUAUCAGCCACAGACUCCGACAUUGGAGAAAACGGACGUGUCACCAUCUCUACUUACUCACACAGUGAACUAUUUAGCUUCAGGGAGGAUGGGACUCUACUAGCUAUCGAGGCACUGGAUCUGGAGACACAGGACGUGUAUGAUGUGGUCAUUGUUGCAAUGGAUCAUGCAAUCCCACCAAGAAAUAACAUCACCACAGUGAGGGUCAGUAUCACAGACGUCAAUGACAACGCUCCAGUCUUCAGCUCUGACACCUACAGCAGAAGCAUUCUGAUUAAAGACGCCAAGGUUGGAGAGGUGCUGCUGACAGUCUCUGCCACGCAUAAAGAUGUCGGGUCCAAUGCAAUCAUUAGCUACAGUUUCUCUGAAGACUCUUCCAUGGUCGCACUGGAUGCUGAAACAGGAGACAUUACUUUGACCUCUGACCUUAGCGAGGUCACAGAAGACACGCUGCUAAACCUGACUGCUAUAGCAACAGAUCAUGGCAGACCACCAAAAUCUGAUGAAGCCAAAGUCUUGAUCCAUUUCAAAACUGAAGGUUUGGCUUUUGAGAGCUCCUCCUACAACUUUACAAUUAAAGAGAACGAACCUCAGGCAACGAUAGUAGGUCAUGUCAAGGCAUUAACAGGGAGUCCACAGGUUACAGUCAGCUAUAACAUGAAGUCACAUGAGGAUGUCUUCUCUGUGGAUGGUGAGGGAACCAUAAAAGCUCUCAGACCGCUGGACAAGGAGGAAGAGGAGUGGUACUUCCUCAAAGUAGAGGCCAUAGACUCCAGCAGUCCUCCAAACACUGCAGAGACAAUGGUCAGUGUUCAGGUUGAGAACGUAAAUGAGGCUCCUGUGUUUGAUGCUGCAAUUUAUGAGGCCCAUAUCCCCAGCAACUCUCCAUACAAAUGCCCUAUAGUGAAGGUUCAGGCAUCAGACCCUGAUGUUGGCGAGAGCUCAAAACUGCAGUAUUCCCUACUGGAGCACUGUCCACUGCUAGAUGUAGAUGUAAACACUGGUCAGCUCUACGUACUGGAUGUAUCCGGUUUUGGAGACAGUCUGUUCACCUUACAGGUUAAAGCCACUGAUGAACUUGGACUAUUCACAACUACAACAGUACAGAUCAAAGUGAGAGAAAUUGCAAGUGACAACUUUGUGGUCAUUCCAAAAAAGCCUAAGUUCAAGCUGAAAGAGAUGAUGCCAAAGAAAUGAUUCCCCUGCUCGGCAUGGACUGUUUGGAGGAGUGAUUUGUGUACUACAUUUCCAAGUCUUGAACAAAACAAGACAUAGUUUUUUUAACCAAUUAUUUUGAAUAAACAGUUCUUUCUGGUUUACAAAUUAAUUUAAACCAUUUUUGUUAUAAUUGAUAGUUCAUUGGUACUUUUGAGCACUGUGCGUUUUCCCUCAGUUCUUUGUGAAAAUCCUCAGUGUGAAUCCAGAAGUUGCAGAGCAUACUCAGAGAGCUUUAUAUCCAUGGACACCUAUUGUAAUGUCAUGUAGGCUAGAUGAAACAGUGUUUUGAAUUACACGAUUGCAUUACAUGAUUUUAAUGUACAACAUGGGAGACAGAGAACCACCAGAUGCAAAGCUUGAUGACUGAAAGUGUAAACACUUAUUUUCAUUAUUUUGGUGAUGGAUCAUUGGAGCUAGCUUACUUCCUGUUCUAAACAGACAGAUGCUAGCAUGAUAACAGAACUGACAGAAUGUGAAAGCUGAGCUAUGUUUUAUUAAAAGCAACAUGCACAAUUAUUGUGAUUACUGGGUGGCUGGUGCGCUACAAAUAAUGAAUGGAAGAUGUUAAAUAUUAUUUACAAUCAUUUACUGUAUUAUACCGUGGAUUUUAACAGAGAGACGGUAAUCUUAUAUUGGCUGAAUCAUCUUAAAAUAAACUAUGUAACAAAACAGUGUAAUAAAAAGAGAACAGUACCAGUAGAGAUGUAGUGAUGGUAGAAGAAUUAUCACAGAAAUGAGGCAAGUUAGGAUUGGCCAGCUUUUGUUGUUAAUACCAGGAAGUCUGCUAUUUACUCACAUAAACCAAUUCAUGCAUUCCUUUUAUCAACAGUUAAAUAUGGGGAAAAAUAAAUACAUGCAUGAAUAAAAGCUGAGGAAAAACCAUUUUUAACAUGCAAAUUCAGAAGUUGAUCAAGGCCAUUAAAAUGCUUGCACAGUCCUACACCACUUCAUGGGUCGACAUUUCACUCAGUAAUAUUAUAUAGUUAUGAUUUAUAUGUUGUUGACUGUUUGAUGAUCACGUUAGCUCAAUGCUUCUAUCACUAUUUUCUGCUUCUUCUUCUUUGCUUGUUUUGGGAUCUUGAGAUUUUGUACUAUUUCAAAAGAUGCCUCAUGGCACACUCUACUGUAUAAGAGUGAAAACAUGGAUUGAAGGGAAAUUCCAUCAAUGGCAGGAAAGAGUUCAGAAACACCCAAAUUAUGAGUUUUUUUUCCACCUGUCUGCCAAAAUAAAUUCGCUCAAUUGAAACUAAAUGCUUUUUAGGUUUAAUGUUUCAGUAAACAUUCAAAUCCUUAAUUACAUAAAAUGAUCAGCACAAGAUAUAAUAAACUUUCAAACCUUUAUACAAAGUG